Aspergillus ruber CBS 135680 is the source of this 1050-nucleotide messenger RNA. Its product is annotated as translation initiation factor eIF2B subunit alpha. The record is from RefSeq and is a predicted model, not a curated record. Gene Ontology annotation, cellular component: eukaryotic translation initiation factor 2B complex. Lineage: Eukaryota; Fungi; Ascomycota; Eurotiomycetes; Eurotiales; Aspergillaceae. Gene Ontology annotation, biological process: translational initiation. Bases 1 to 1050 code for a protein of 349 amino acids. The transcript has 2 exons. Gene Ontology annotation, molecular function: translation initiation factor activity; guanyl-nucleotide exchange factor activity.
AUGGCGCCUGCACCAGAUUCGUCGAAGCCAUUCGACAUUGUCGCGACUUACAAUGAAUUACUCCGCUCUGAUCCCGAUUUGACGAUGCCAAUCGCGGCCAUCGAAGCCCUUGUCCUCCUCCUCACACACUCCCCCUCCUCGACAAUAUCGGAGACACUCGAUUUACUCAACAAGUCCACCGAGCAUUUGAAGAAUUCGAUUCCGAACCCUAUCGGUCUGUCUGCAGGCACCGAUCUUUUCCAACGAUAUCUGAUUACAACUCUACAACGGCCCGGUCAACUGGGACCUGCGGGGGACUUCAAUGCGAUCCGCGCGCACUUGCUGUCGAACGGCCGGUUGUUCAUUAGACGUGCAAAGGAAAGCCGUGACAAAAUUGCUGCGUUUGGGAGAGGGUUUGUUCGCGAUGGCAGUACGGUUCUUACGAACGGUGGAUCUCGAGUGGUUGCGUCAUUGCUGCAAAAAGCUGCUGAUGAGAAGGGUGGACCGUCUGCGGUGCGGUUCCGUGUGAUUUACGUUCUCUCGUCGUCGAAAAAUGUUGAAAGCUCGCCUGGCGCGGAGCCAGAGGGUAUGGAGACUGUCCGCGCGCUCCGCGAGAAGGGUGUCCCUGUGGCCACAAUCCCCGAGUCGGCUGUCGCAUACGCUCUAGGCAAGGCGGACAUGGUGAUCGUUGGUGCUGAAGGUGUGGUGGAAAAUGGAGGAAUCGUGUCGCGAAUGGGAACCUACCAGAUUGGAUUGCUUGCCAAGGCAAUGAGCAAGCCUUUCUAUGCUGUUGCGGAGAGCCAUAAAUUCGUGCGACUCUAUCCGCUUGGGCAGUACGACCUUCCAAUUGAGCAGCGCGUGAUCGACUUCAAGACGGAGGAGGAGAUUGCAGACGAAGCGAAGCAACAGCCUCAGGAGACAACAACAGAAACGACUCCGAAGUCUGUUGCAAGGAACAGUUGCCAGUCCGUUGAUUUUACGCCACCGCAUUUGAUCUCCGCUCUGAUUACGGACAGUGGUGUUCUGACGCCUAGUGCUGUCAGUGAGGAGCUGAUUAAGAUUUGGUUCUAA